This is a messenger RNA of Trichoplusia ni (cabbage looper), 3483 nucleotides long. It is a transcript of the gene Mctp, whose product is annotated as multiple C2 and transmembrane domain-containing protein-like. Gene Ontology annotation, cellular component: synaptic vesicle membrane. The coding region runs from base 334 to 2640 and encodes 768 amino acids. The record is from RefSeq and is a predicted model, not a curated record. NCBI's taxonomy places the organism in Eukaryota, Metazoa, Arthropoda, Insecta, Lepidoptera, Noctuidae. Gene Ontology annotation, biological process: regulation of neurotransmitter secretion. Gene Ontology annotation, molecular function: calcium ion binding. The transcript is spliced from 16 exons.
CCUCUACUGUUUACGAAACGUGCUCGACCAUUAUUUUUUAGUCUGCCGAUCAACGCCGGCAAGUGAACACGCGUCGCGCGUAAUCGUAAUUCGUAAACAUUACAACAUAAACAAAACAAACCAAGUGAUAAAGAACGUUCGUUAUUUAAACAUAAUAUUUGUUCUUUAACGUAAAUAGUGUUCGAACUUCAAAUUUAAAUUGUGUAGUGUUGUGUUGUGCCAGUUUGAUUCGGAAUUUAAAAGGACGAAGUGAAAAACCAGAUCUUAUUUCUUUAAAACCAAAGUUAGCAAUAAAAGUGAUGGUUCCAUAAAAAGUUUUGUGAAGAAGACAAAAUGUCGGAGAAUAAAAUCCAUCGAAUUAAGAACCGGUUCAUAAGAAUACAGGAGAAGCUACAAGAUCGCAUGGAUGAGUUCCAGGAUCAAGUGCAGAAUAAGAUAGAAAAAUCGAAAAUUUCCAAAUUCAUUUCUCAUUUGUCUGAGGAUCGAAAUUCUGUGGAUUCAUUUGAGAGUGCCGACAAGAGCUCAAGUGACGGAGAUAUAGGCUCAGAAUAUCUGAGUGUACCUUCAUUUGUUAUUGACAAACCAGAGGAUCGAGACGUAAAGGACACCUGUAAGAACUUUAUUAACAUUGAACAAGGAGGCCUGUAUAAAAGUGUGUCGGCCUGCAAUUUGGCCUACGACGAGAAUAGGAACAGCUAUAGCUCGAGUGAUUCUUGCUUUUCUUGUCUUUCGUCCAGCGAUGAGAGGGACAGACAAACAGGGAUCCGUCCAAGGGCCGGCAGCCUACCACCAGGAACCACGGCCUUGGUACAACCUUCCCCAGGCACAUGUACCGACUUGAUCGAGAAACUCGGCAAUCACUUCCCGCGCCUCAAAAGCCAAGGCGAUAGAAUCCAUAGGUAUUUACUGAAGAAUACAAGGCUGAGUGAUGUGAACAAGCGGCUGAAGGCUCAAAUAUGGAGUUCAGUCGUGACCAUCGUCCUAGUGGAAGCCAAGAACCUGCCUGCCAUGGACUUGGAUACCAGGUCCAGUGACCCUUAUUGUAAGUUUAGGUUAGGUAAUGAAAAAUAUAAAAGUAAGGUAGUAUGGAAAUCUUUGAAUCCGUCGUGGUUGGAGCAGUUCGACUUGCACCUCUACGACGAUCAGGAACAAAUAUUAGAAGUCACUGUUUGGGAUAAGGAUAAGCAAACAAAAGAUGAUUUUCUAGGAAGAUGUUCAAUAGACUUAUCGAGAUUAGAGAGAGAGAAAACACAUAAUAUACGGAAGGAUCUAGAAGAUGGGAACGGCCAGAUAUUUUUAUUGUUAACCAUUAGCGGUACAACGCAGUCAGAGACCAUUACUGACCUCAGCAGUUAUAAGGAGAACCCGAGAGACCUGGAAAUUAUUGAAAGGCGUUAUACGUGGUAUCACAUGAACGAGCAAUCAAGCGGCGUUGGUUGGCUUUGCGUGAAGGUGUAUGGUGCUAAAGGACUAGCAGCCGCGGACCUCGGAGGCAAGUCCGACCCCUUCUGCGUUCUCGAGCUGGGAAACGCGAGGCUACAGACACACACCGAGUACAAAACAUUAACACCGAAUUGGAUGAAGAUAUUCACUUUUACAGUCAAAGACAUCAGCUCCAUCCUAGAGAUCACAGUUUACGAUGAAGACCACGACCAUAAGGUAGAGUUCCUUGGGAAGCUGGCUGUUCCUCUGCUGAACAUUCGGAAUGGGGAGAAGCGAUGGUACGCCCUGAAGGACAAGAAAAUGAGGGCGCGGGCGAAGGGGAACUAUCCCCAGAUACUCUUGGAGAUGCUUGUCAUAUGGAACCCGCUCAAAGCAGCCAUCAGAGCAGUGAAUCCGAAAGAGCCUAAGUACAUGUACCAAGAGGCGAAGUUCAAGAGACAGCUGUUUAUAAGAAACGUCAUGAGGUUAAAGGCUAUCAUCAUGUGGUUUAUAGAAGUUGGAAAGAUUUUACAAGACUGUUUUGAAUGGGAAUCGAGGAUACGAUCGUUCCUCGGUCUUCUGAUGUGGCUGGCGUUCUGUUACUACUAUGAAAUGUGGAUGCUGCCUUUUUUAAUUCUUAUGUUCUUGGGAAGAAAUUGGCUGAUAUACAGGCUAACUGUUAAAUUAAAAAUCUUCAUCAAAAAUUUCCGAAGUGAUCCGCAGGCAUAUAUCACUUAUUUAUUUCUUAGAGGCAAUCCUUUACUAGUUCCAGUUGACGAUGAAGAUUUAUUAGCUGAAGAAGAUGAUGAGGAUGAAGCUGACAAGGAGGAGAAAAAGUCUUUAAAGGAGAGGUUACAAGCAAUACAAGAAGUGACGCAGACUGUACAGAAUGCUAUCGGUUACGUCGCCGCUUUGGGAGAGUCGGUUAAAAACCUGAUGAACUUUACAGUGCCAUAUCUAAGUUAUUUAGCGAUAAUAAUGUUGUUUGGAGCGAUGGUAGUGUUAUACAUGAUACCGUUGAGGUACCUGCUCAUGGCGUGGGGUAUCAAUAAAUUUACAAGAAAAAUCCUCCGGCCGCACACGAUACCGAAUAACGAAGUCCUAGACUUACUAUCCAGGGUACCGGACGAUGAGACCUUAUUGGACUGCCGAGAGCUGAAGCCGCACCCACCGAACGAGCACCGCCGGGACGCGAGGAAGAAGCACAAAGCCUCGUAACAUUCCCCGAUGGCGAUCCGGAAACGGGUCCGUCACUACGUCCGCAAUCUAAGCACUAGGAACUCUUAACACGACAAAUUUAUUACUGCCGGUGACGAAAACUGGAACUAAAAUUUGGCCGAAUAAAUUUGAGUUUUUGAAGUUAAAACAGCGAUAGCAGCGCCACUCUCGCCGGUACAGAUAAAUUUGUAGUACUGCGGUGUCUAUUCUGAACAUACGUAUUCUGGAAACUUAUUUAUAAAGGUGGUUAUUCUGAAAAUGUUUGACAGAAUGCCGAAGUCAUGCUUAAUAUAUUACGUAGGUAUUCUGAAAAUCCAUGUUUAAUUUGAGAUUAUAAGUUGCUUUCUCAGCAGUUGAUUUCUAAACAACAAAGUUAUUUCAUUUAUAUGAUAUGAAUAAUGUGGUUUCAUAUUUAAAUUGGUUUUCAAAAUAUUCUUAUUCUGAAAGAACUUAUUCUAAAGAUGCCGGCAAAAUGAAUGCUGGAUACAACAUUAAAUUUUAUUUUAUAUAUUGAUCCUAAACAAUGGCUCUUACUAGUUUCAUAGAAUACGUGUGUUUUCAAUACCUGUUACAAAAUAACCGUGAAAUUAUAUAAAGUUCUACUUACAUUUAAUAUUAAACGUUUUACGGACCGUGUUAGUAGAUAUUAUAUUGAAAAAUUUAAAAUAUCAUAUUUAUAAAAUGAGUAUAGUAACAAGACGCUUAUUUUUUUAUUCUAUGCUGUGUUAAGAAAAAUGGAGCAGACUAUUAAUUUCACCGUUUCUUUAACUACGUACGUAAAUAUUAUUUUGUUCAUAAUAUGCUUUAUUUAUGGCCGAUUUUUCAAUCGCCAGAUAACUUUUA